Molecule: messenger RNA, 2217 nt
Organism: Mus musculus (house mouse)
Lineage: Eukaryota; Metazoa; Chordata; Mammalia; Rodentia; Muridae
Gene: Mrpl18
Product: mitochondrial ribosomal protein L18
Exons: 4
Coding region: 1333-1884 (183 amino acids)
Biological process (GO): rRNA import into mitochondrion; translation
Cellular component (GO): mitochondrial inner membrane; mitochondrion; ribosome
Molecular function (GO): structural constituent of ribosome; 5S rRNA binding
Source: RefSeq, a predicted model, not a curated record
ACAGUGAAAACUAAUUAGAACAACACAUAAACUAUGACACUCAACUACCUAUGAUUUGCUAAAAUCUAAAGUCUGUAAUUACUAUUUAAAAAAAAAAAAAUCAAGCCGGGUGUGGCGGCGCACGCCUUUAAUCCCAGCACUCGGGAGGCAGAGGCAGGCAGAUUUCUGAGUUCGAGGCCAGCCUGGUCUACAAAGUUGCUUCCAGGACAGCCACAGCUAUACAGUGAAACCCUGUGUGUGUGUGUGUGUGUGUGUGUGGGGGGGGGGGGGAAUCACUUACUUAAGGACCAGUGAAGGUUAACUAUUCUUUUUUCUAUUUAGUAUUGGUAUAUCACCGAUUGCAAAGAUUUUAAUGCCUCAAAUUAUAAGCAAUCUUAAGUUCAUUCCUUACUACUACACUAGGGGGGAAAAAACCCUUUAAGUUCAGCCUUUCUCUUCAGACUCUGGCAAGUUUAGUAAGAAUAUUAGAUAGUUCACCAGGAUAAAGUAGUAGUAAUUUCUAAGAGAGUUGUUUAAAAAAAAAAAAAAAGCACAACACAGAACACGGUUCCUGCAAGGGAAUGCUUUCAAGAACAAAUUCAACCACAGCAAACCACGUGCUUACUCGUAUUAAAGUUAACCACGAUAAAGGCAGCUAAAAGUAUCGCUUAAUAACGUUCAGUUUGCAUUCCGUUACGUUUUACUGGGGGAGCAGCUGUCACCUGCAGAUUCUGGGCAUCCAAGAACCAGACCAGGGAAGGGAAGCAACGCAAAAGCCACCUAGAUUCUAUGAGCAUCUUCUCAAGGGCCAAUGGAACCGGUGAAAGCUACUCUUUUCUGGCUAUGUCAGAGGUGCUCCAACCGGCUUGGAACCCAACAAAGGAGCAGAGGGGAGUGGCGGAGAAGUCUAUCUGGAGCUCCUCUACUAGGUAUUGGGGCACGGACGCCCACACCCAUCUUGAACGCCUCCCCCAACCGUGUGCAUUCUCGAACAUUCUUCCCUUACACGGUAGGGCGCAAUGGCGCCGAGCCGGCCGCUAGUGAGGGCGGAUCCGGGAUGGCUGGGCUUCUCCUGAAGGAACUUCACUGGGCCCGGCGGACAGCCCCGGCCUACGGACUGCGGCUGGGCUUCGGCCUGCGCCGCCGCGAGCUGGACCCUUACCAUUCUCUCGCCCUUACCAUUCUGGGAGCGGACCGCCUCCCCAGUGCUGCGGUCCCCGAACACGGACAAAGGACCCUCCAUCUUCAGGAAACGAAGCAAAGCUCACUACGGCCGCAGACAACCGAUAGCUCCGCUCUGAGACCGUUUAACGGCCACCACGGCGGGGACCACGGCGUGGAAAGGCCCGAGCGAUGCCGCGGGGCCUGCUGGGUAACACGCCCUGCGCGCUCUCCACGCUCCACCAACCGCAAGAGUGUGGGUUCGCAGCCCUCUCAACCAGUUCCGUGCCGGCCGUGCAGCCCGACGUGGAGAGUAAGGAAAACGAAGCGGUGGCCCCGGAGUUCACCAACCGGAACCCUCGGAAUCUGGAGCUCUUAGGGGUAGCUCGGAAAGAACGGGGCUGGGCUACCGUGUGGCCUAACCGUGAGUUCUGGCACAGGUUGCGAGUUGUAAAGACUCAGCAUCACGUAGAAGCAUUUGUUGAGCAUCUUAACGGCCAGGUUGUUGUUUCAGCAUCCACUCGAGAAUGGGCUAUUAAAAAACACCUUUAUAGUACCAGAAACGUGGUGGCUUGUGAGAGCAUUGGGCGAGUGCUGGCACAGCGGUGCUUAGAAGCAGGAAUCAACUUCAUGGUCUACCAGCCCACCCCGUGGGAGGCGUCCUCAGACUCGAUAAAACGUUUACAAAAUGCCAUGACAGAAAGUGGCGUGAUGCUUCGGGAGCCUCGAAGAAUCUAUGAAUGAAAUAGAAGUGUUAACUGUUGUUGGCAGUGUAAUAUAAAACUACCAUCUACAGCCACCAAAGGAAAGCAUCUGCAUUAAAAGGAAGAAAGGAAGGAAGGAAGAAAAGAAGGAAGGAAGAAGCAUUUGGAAGGAGAACCAGACUGAAAGCUUCAGAGCAAUAAUGUGACUGAAAACUUAUUUAAAGUUAGCUUCUUUCCACUUCUGUGUGUGCUUGUGUGAUUUCAUUGUUUUAAUCAAGGGCUUAAGGUGUCCUCAUUCUUGGACAUGAGAUGUAUUUAAGGAAAGUAGUCACUAUUCAAAGAACAAAUUAAAGUGUUUAUAACAAACUGUGAA